Messenger RNA from Daucus carota subsp. sativus, 1590 nucleotides. Its product is annotated as floricaula/leafy homolog. The record is from RefSeq and is a predicted model, not a curated record. Bases 153 to 1328 code for a protein of 391 amino acids. Gene Ontology annotation, biological process: regulation of DNA-templated transcription. The transcript has 3 exons. Gene Ontology annotation, molecular function: DNA binding. Lineage: Eukaryota; Viridiplantae; Streptophyta; Magnoliopsida; Apiales; Apiaceae.
GCUUAAUUUUAUAAAACAGUAGCUUCACUACUGGACAAAGACCAUCCUCUCUUUGUAUAUAAAAUGUAACACAAUCUCGCUAGAAGAAUUUUAUAAGAAACAUUUAAAUUUUAAUUCGCUCUAAGAAAUUUACGAGAUUUUUUUUUUUUUUUAUGGAUCGUGGCAAUAACGAAGCAUUCGUGAUCAAAUGGGACACGAGAAAUCACUGCCUUGCUCCCCCGCCACCACCGCAGCCACCUGUAACGCAACCAACCAGGCUUUACGAAGCGGCUGUGGCCCCACCACCGGCGUUCUCAGUGGGCCGGGAAAACAGAGAGGUCAGUGGGCUUGUGGAGUUGUUUCAGGCCUAUGGUAUCAGGUACUACACGGCUGCGAAGAUUGCUGAGUUGGGCUUCACUGUCAACACUCUUCUUGAUAUGAGAGAUGAGGAGCUGGAUGAGAUGAUGAAUAGUCUCUCUCAGAUUUUUCGUUGGGAUCUUCUGGUUGGGGAGAGGUAUGGCAUUAAGGCUUCGGUGAGAGCCGAACGUCGUCGACUUGAUGAUGAAGAUGAUUCGCGUCGGUUGCGGCAGUUUCAUGAUACUGCCCUCGAUGCACUCUCGCAAGAAGGAUUAUCAGAGGAGCAUGUUCAGCAAGAGAAGGAAGCAGCGGCGAGUGGCGGAGGAGGGACUUGGGAGGCAGCGGCGAGUGGAAAAAAGCAGCAACGACGGAAGAAGGCCAAGUCGAAAAUAAGUUCGAUGGAGGAUGAUGAGGCUGAUAGUGAUCGAGCGGAUCACACUAAAGACGACAAUGUGGCGACUGUUGAGAGGCAGAGGGAGCAUCCAUUCAUUGUGACGGAACCAGGAGAGGUAGCUCGCGGAAAAAAGAACGGCCUGGAUUACUUAUUCCAUCUCUAUGAGCAGUGCCGUGAAUUUCUUGUCCAUGUCCAAAGUAUUGCCAAGGAGAAAGGUGAAAAAUGUCCCACCAAGGUGACAAACCAAGUGUUCAGGUACGCGAAGAAAGCAGGAGCAAGCUACAUCAACAAGCCCAAAAUGCGACAUUAUGUGCACUGCUACGCGCUUCAUUGCCUGGACGAGGAGGCCUCUAAUGCAUUGAGGAGAUUAUACAAAGAACGAGGAGAGAAUGUGGGAGCUUGGAGGCAGGCUUGUUACAAGCCUUUAGUGGCCAUAGCAGCUCAAAAAGGCUGGGAUAUCGACCUCAUCUUCAACACACAUCCCCGGCUUUCUAUCUGGUAUGUGCCCACCAAGCUGCGUCAGCUUUGCCAUGCUGAGCGCAGCUGCGUUGCGGCUUCUGCAGCUGCAACAACUGGGACUCAUCAUCUGACCUUCUAAGACGUUGAAUCAGUGAACUCAUUUCCAGUCUGUAUUUCUAGAAUUCUCAGUGUGUUACUUUACUUUUGAGUCAAAUGUAAUUGUGUUCUGGAUUUUGUGAUGUUUAGACUGCGUUCAUUUCAAGAGUAUUUUAUUUUUCAUGUGACAAGGAGUUGUAUCUUAUAAUUUGUAUUUGGAUAAUUUUAACUUUUUAAUAACUUAUAAGUUAUAAAAAUAAAAAUAAUUUAUGUAUUAAUUCAGAAUUUAUGAAUACCUUUUAUAA